Molecule: messenger RNA, 1038 nt
Organism: Lotus japonicus
Lineage: Eukaryota; Viridiplantae; Streptophyta; Magnoliopsida; Fabales; Fabaceae
Product: mitochondrial arginine transporter BAC2-like
Exons: 2
Coding region: 63-971 (302 amino acids)
Biological process (GO): transmembrane transport
Molecular function (GO): transmembrane transporter activity
Source: RefSeq, a predicted model, not a curated record
AGUAGCUUAUGAGUGUUCUGAAGAUGUUAUAAGGCUAUACAUUUAAAUUUGGGGUCUUUUUGAUGAAGCAGGUGAUAAUGGACUACUCAGCAGAUAAGUUUCUUACUAGCAGUGUAGGGAGAGAGUUUAUAGCUGGAGGGUUUGGAGGCACAACUGGUUUCAUAUCCAGUUACCCAUUCGACACACUCCGCAUCAUACAACAGCAAUCCAAAAAAGGCUCUGCCUUCAAAAUCCUUAGAAAUGUGAUUGCUAAGGAAGGACCAACUGCUCUGUACCGUGGCAUGGCUGUGCCUUUUACCUCUGUUGCCUUUCAGAAUGCCAUGGUUUUUCAAAGUUAUACAAUUUUUACAAGGGUAUUCAGCCCAUCUGCCUCUUCUAAUGGUGCCCCACUUCCCAUCAAGGAUGUUGCUUUAGGAGGAUUUGGCGCAGGUGCUCUCCAAAGUCUAUUAAUGUCUCCUGUUGAGUUAGUUAAAAUUCGUCGUCAGCUUCAAACUAGCACUGGCCAAUCCACCGAAACAGACAAGAGUCCUAUUAGGAUCGCUAAGAACAUUUGGAAGAAUGAAGGUCUUCGUGGCGUGUAUCGAGGACUUGGCAGCACUAUGCUUAGAGAUGCACCUGCAUAUGCCUUCUACUUCUCCACAUAUGAAUACAUGAGGGAAAAGCUUCACCCUGGAUGCAGAGAAAGCGGUCAAGAUAGCCUGAAUACUAUGUACAUAGCAGGGGGAUUAGCUGGGAUAGCGAGCUGGGUUUUCAACUACCCUGUAGAUGUUAUAAAGACAAGAUUGCAAGUUCAGACACCUUCUUCAAUGAAAUACAAAGGCAUUAUGGAUUGUGCCCUGAAAAUCAUUAAAGAAGAAGGUCAUGUUGUGUUGUGGCGUGGUUUGGGACCUACGAUUGUUAGAGCGUUUGUCGCAAAUAGUGUUGUAUUUCCUGCUUAUGAGUUUAGUCUAAGGCUUCUGUAUAAAAACUGAAGCAUUAGUUAAAAUGUUCCAAGCUAUCAAGGGGGGAUUAUUCCUCUCAGUGUUCUAGGGUGUUUCA